AUGCUGCUCAACCAGGUAAUGCGCAAGGUCAUCUCAUGGAUGGAAGACCACGGGCUAUCUCAAGCAUCUCAGAAGACAGAGAUCGUGCUAUUUACGAAGAAGCGCAACAACACCUUGCAAAGCUUCAUUUUAGGAGAUGCAGCGAUCAAGACUAAGUCGGCUGUCAAAUAUAUAGGUAUAAUGCUCGACAAAAACCUUAAUUAUGGAGAGCAUAUAUUCAGGGCAGCCGACAAGGCGGCAAAGAUUGUAGCCUCGCUUGGCACACUCAUGGCAAACGUCAACAGGUCCCGACUGUUAAUGAGGCGCCUACAAAUGCGCGCCACCAAAGCAGUGAUGCUACACGGUACAGAGGAGGGGCGCUCUCCGAAUCAUGUGUUCUUACCGCACGAUCUCUGUUCCCACGGUGCUAGUGUUCGCGGAGGUGGUACCGAUCAAUCUACUAGCACAGGAGAGAAAAUUCCUCCACAACUAAAGGCUCUUUCUGGGAAUGGAGGAGACAUCAAGCUCGCCGGGUCUACCAGCAUCGAGACCUGGCAAAGCAGUUGGGAACAGGAGCAUCGGGGCAGAUGGACUGUCAGACUCACCAGCCAGCUAGUUAGCUGGCUAAAUCGGGAGGCGGAGGAGGUCGACUUCUACCUCACACAAUUUUUGAUAAGACAUUUUGGAGUUUAUUCUUACAUCACAAAAAUGAGGAAGGUUGCAGACGGCAACUGUCCCUAUGGCGAUUUUACCGUCGACAACACCCACCACACAUACUUCAAAUGUGCCCGGUGGAGCGUCGAACGACUCGCCUUGGAGAAAGACUUUGGAAAAUACUCGCCAAACAAUGUUGUCGAGAAAAUGCUCCGAGGUCAGGAAGAGUGGAACAAGGUGGCCUGA
Molecule: messenger RNA, 879 nt
Organism: Vespa mandarinia (Asian giant hornet)
Lineage: Eukaryota; Metazoa; Arthropoda; Insecta; Hymenoptera; Vespidae
Source: RefSeq, a predicted model, not a curated record